Messenger RNA from Cucurbita pepo subsp. pepo (vegetable marrow), 2231 nucleotides. Its product is annotated as protein SIEVE ELEMENT OCCLUSION B. NCBI's taxonomy places the organism in Eukaryota, Viridiplantae, Streptophyta, Magnoliopsida, Cucurbitales, Cucurbitaceae. Gene Ontology annotation, biological process: phloem development. The record is from RefSeq and is a predicted model, not a curated record.
AUUCAACCUUCUUUCCUCCAUUUAUUUUCUCCUCUCUCUACUCCCAAACCAUGGCCUCUACUGUCCCCAAGACACCCACCGCUGCACCUGCAUUGCUGCAUUCUGCCCACAAGGAGGAGACAAGCACGAGGCAUUACUCCGACGAACUUGUCACCGGACACAUUUACGCCAAACAUCGCGACGACGACACAACCAAGAUUGAUCUCCCUAGUUACAUCUCAGUUAUUGAAAAUAUUCUCACCACUUCUCAUCGAAUUACCGAUAAUAUCCAUCGGGGAACUGAAGGACGUCUAGUAUAUUCAGACGAUACUUUGAGAUCAAACGUUGUGAUUGAUCCUCCGCUCUGUACUCUUCAUCGUAUCAAUAGCGAGUUGUCAUGCAAGGCUCCGGGGAUAACAAAAGCACACGAGACGACACUAGAAAUCUUCGACAUACUGACAAAUUAUCCAUGGGAAGCCAAGGCAGCUCUCACUUUGUUAGCCUUCACAUCAGAUUAUGGAGACUUAUGGCAUCUCUACCAUUACUCCAUGACUGACCCAUUGGCUAAAUCAUUGGCAAUUAUCAAGCGAGUUGCUUCAUUAAAGAAGCACUUAGACUCAUUCCCAUACCAACAAGUGCUUCUCAACCCCAGCAGCCUCAUCCGUAGUUGCUUGCAAGCCAUCAAAUACAUGAAUCAAAUUAGAGAAUUCUCCAAGUAUGAUGUCAAGGAGCUUCCUGAAUUACCAUCCGCUCUUCGUCAAAUCCCAUUAAUCACUUAUUGGGUUAUCCACACUAUUGUUGCUUCUAAAAUACACCUCUCCAGCUACCUUAGUGAAACCGAGAAUCAGCCACAAAGAUAUUUGAAUGAUUUGUCCGAUAAGAUCGCCAAUGUACUCAACGAGCUCGAAAAGCAUCUCAACGCCAUACGAGAACAACAUGCCGAGGUUGAUCUCUUCCGGUGGUUGGUUGAUCACAUUGAGCAUUAUCAUACCGAUAUUACGUUAGUUGUUUCCAAGCUCCUUAGUGGCAAAACUGAAACCAAUCCACUUAUUGAUGGCUCUACGCUAAGAGAGGUUAGCGUUCAAGAAAGUUUAUCUGGAAAGAAUGUGAUCCUGGUAAUUUCUGAAUUGAAUAUCUCGAAUGAUGAUAUCGAGGCUCUUCAUCAUGUUUACGAAAGAUUGAAAACGGAUCACAAGACAUAUGAGAUCGUUUGGAUUCCGAUUAUCCCUGCGUCUUAUCAUGCCGAAGAUCUCAAGAGAUAUGAGUACUUGCGUUCUAUAAUGAAAUGGCAUUCAAUACCAUUUACUACAAAAAUAGCUGGCAUGAGAUAUAUGGAGGAGAGGUGGCAACUUAGGGAGGAUCCUUUAGUUGUCGUACUCAACUCACAAUCUAAAGUAGUAUUUAGAAAUGCAAUUCAUUUGAUUCGAGUUUGGGGUAAUGAAGCAAUUGAUUUUACUCAUGAUAGAAGCAAGAGUUUGCUAAGAAGAAAUUGGCCCGAUUCGACGCUCGUCAAAUUCACCCACCAACCGAGACUACAAAAUUGGAUCAAACAAGAAAAAAGUAUCUUAUUCUAUGGAGGAAGAAACCCGGCAUGGAUCCAACAAUUUGAAGAGAGAGUAGAAAUUUUGAAAAAUGAUCCUUUUAUAAUUGAGGGUAGUUCGUUUGAGAUCGUACGGAUAGGAAAGGAUGUGAAAGGAGAGGAUGAUCCUACACUUAUGAGUCGUUUUUGGAACACACAAUGGGGUUAUUUUGUAGUGAAGAGUCAGUUAAUAGGUUCAAGUGCGAGUGAGACAACCGAAGACAUCUUAAGAUUGAUUUCUUACCAAAAUGAGGAUGGUUGGGUUGUUUUGACUGUUGGCUCGGCACCUGUGCUAGUUGGUCGUGGGGUUUUGAUAUUGAGAUUGUUAGAGGAGUUCCCUAAAUGGAAGCAAAGUUUGCGGUUGAAAGCAUUUCCGGAUGCUUUUAGAGAAUACUUCAAUGAAUUGGCUCUCAAGAGUCACCAAUGUGAUCGUGUAAUUCUGCCGGGAUUCAGUGGAUGGAUUCCUAUGACUAUCAAUUGUCCUGAAUGCCCUCGCUUCAUGGAGACGGGUAUUAGCUUCAAGUGUUGCCAUGGAGGUGCUCAUAUGUGAUCCACACUUGCAUCCAUGGUGGAAAGUCAUACUCAUAUUAUUAUGUUAUACUACUACUAAAAUGAAUAAUGCAAUUUUAUUUUAAACUCGAGUCCAUUAGGUCUCGAUGUUGUCAUUGAACAA